Molecule: messenger RNA, 1063 nt
Organism: Carlito syrichta (Philippine tarsier)
Lineage: Eukaryota; Metazoa; Chordata; Mammalia; Primates; Tarsiidae
Gene: LY6H
Product: lymphocyte antigen 6 family member H
Exons: 5
Coding region: 231-716 (161 amino acids)
Biological process (GO): acetylcholine receptor signaling pathway
Cellular component (GO): plasma membrane
Molecular function (GO): acetylcholine receptor binding; acetylcholine receptor inhibitor activity
Source: RefSeq, a predicted model, not a curated record
AGCGGUCUGUGAAUAGGGACCUGCGCGCAUCACCGCGGCUGUUACCUCCCUCCCUCUCUGCGUCUUUGUGCAUUUUGCCUCUUUUCGCAAUAAACGUUCUUCCGAGAAAUUCCAAGGGGAUCUCAGCUAAGCAGAGGGGGAAGGGAUCCUGCCCACGCCUGGGGAGACCGAAGGGCAUCGCUCCCCGCGCCGCGCACGCCGCCCGAGCCCGGAGUGCGGACACCCCAGGGAUGCCUGCGCCCCUGAGGACCCCUGCCCGAAGCCUCCGCGCCGCCCCUAGGCCCGCCAGGAGCAUGUUGCCUGCAGCCAUGAAGGGCCUCAGCCUGGCGCUGCUGGCCAUCCUGCUGUGCUCCGCGCCGGCUCAUGGCCUGUGGUGCCAGGACUGCACCCUGACCACCAACUCCAGCCAUUGCACCCCGAAGCAGUGCCUGCCGUCAGACACCGUGUGCGCCAGUGUCCGAAUCACCGACCCCAGCAGCAGCAGGAAGGAUCAUUCCGUGAACAAGAUGUGUGCCUCUUCCUGUGACUUCGUUAAGCGACACUUUUUCUCAGACUAUCUGAUGGGGUUUAUUAACUCUGGGAUCUUAAAAGUCGACGUGGACUGCUGCGAGAAGGAUUUGUGCAAUGGGGUGGCCAGGGCGGGGCGGAGCCCCUGGGCCCUGGCUGGGGGGCUUUUGCUCAGCCUGGGACCUGCCCUCCUCUGGGCAGGGCCCUGAGGUUCCCUCCGCCCCCUCGGGCUUCUGAGCUUUUCCCCUGAGCCUGUCACUGCCCCCUUCCCAGUCUGGCCUGUCUAGGGCUGGGGGCAGCAUUGGCCCAGCUACAUGGCGUGUGGCUCUUACCCCUCCCCAGAUGUGAGGCCUCCUUGUCUCUCCACCAGCUCCAAGUCCUGGGCAGCUGGAUAUCUCCAGGAAACCAGGCUGUCUAGGCAGGAAGCCUGGGGGUGAGGGUAGGGGGCUGGGACCCCCAGGUCCUGGAGAGGGAGUGAAGCCAAACCAGGCACAGCCCAACAGCUUAGCUGUAAGGGCAUCUUCUACCGAGAAAUAAAGUCACUUCUGAGUCCUGA